GCCGGUGUUUGCCACAUUGCAUACCUCCGAUUGUGCAGGCGCUUUGAUAUUGCUUUCAAUUUAAUUCGCUCAUAGUGACGAAUUCCUUUCAACUCUCCGCAUAAGUGGGUUUUAAUACUUUUAAUUAAAGCACUUGGCGAAUUGACCGCAGUUAACCGAGGUCUGUUGUUUGUCUGACCGAGCGAGUGCCAAUGUCAUUUCCAUUUGCCAGUCUGCGCCGCCUCGCUGCUCGUCGCGGCGCAUCUUUUUCUCGUCCGCCAACAUUUCAGACUGGCGAGUGAAUUGAAUAUCAUGUAUUGUGUGCGCUGGCCUGCGGUGUCGUUCGGACUGUGCAAAGUGGAUUGAAAUAAAAAUACACAGAAACUCGCUUAUUCAGCUCGGGUACGAGUUGGCGCGGAGUUUGCACCGAUGGCUGGAAAACCGGUUUGGAGUCAGCUGAGCUGAAAGAGCGGCCAGAUGGGCCGUUUGUGAGACGCGCAGGCGGCCACGGCCUCUCGGCGGCCAUGGAGGACGAGUGCAGCAGCGAGAUCGUCACCGAGGACGUGCCCGAGCGCCGACACAAGGUUCGGAGCGGCAUGGUGGCCGUGAGCGACGGGAAGAGCCGUCCGCGGGCGAUGCGGCUGCACCUGUCGCUGGAGGUGUUGCGGCUGCAGAGCCAGUCGGACGACGUCGAGCCGUCGCCCCCGGGGCACCCGCGCCGCCCCUCGGACCACCUCAGCCCCGCGGCCCCACCCUCGCCCGGCGCCCUUUCCGCCUCCAGCCAGCCCAUCGACGACCCCAACAGACUUCCGCCCCCUGACGCCAGGGAAAGAACGGUGGAAGUUCAGAGGCAGCGGACGGGCGGUUUGGGUUUGAGCAUCAAGGGCGGCUCCGAGCACAAGUUGCCGAUUCUGAUCUCGCGCAUCUUCCGAGAGCAGGCGGCCGACCAGACCGGAAACCUGUUCGUCGGCGACGCCAUCGUUAGAGUCAACGAGCAGGAAAUGUACGGCCGGACGCACGACCAGGCCGUCAACAUUUUGCGCAACGCCGGCGACGUCGUCACCAUCACCGUCAAGCACUACAAAGCGGCCACGCCGUUCCUCCAACACAAUUUUCCUCGGGAGGACAGCAGCAGGUCUCUGAAUUUGGACAAUUUGCAAAAUGGAGACUGGCGCGCGAGUUCGCCGGUGUCCAGGAGGUCGUCGGCAGUGGACAGCACGUCCUCGGGCCGCUGGGUCGACGUGGUCACCGUCCCCCUCCUCAUGGCCUACGUCACAAGGUACAUUUUCGGGACGGACAAGUUGCGUCCGAAUGCGUUCGAGGUGCGGGGGUUGAACGGCGCGUCGACGGGGGUGGUGCAGUGCGGCGACGCGGCCAUCCUGUCGCAGUGGCUCAAGUACGUGACGGACAACAUCUUCGGGCUGACCAACCUGCAGGUCAAGUUGUUCAACCGCACGCUCGCCUCGUCCGAGCGCGUCGAGUACAUGGGCUGGGUCAACGAGGGCGUCCUCAACAACAACCAGCCCUGGCAGUGCUGGCGACCCAAGUUCCUCACCCUGCGCAGCACCGACCUCGUCCUCAGCGACACCCCGCCGGUGAGCGUGACGAACUGGGGCGACAACUGCCAGACGUUCCAAAUCUACCAGAGCAUGUUCCGCGUGAUCAAGGACAGCGAGAACGUGGACGAGCGGCAACACUGCUUCCUGCUGCAGACGGCGGGACACGAGUCGCGCUACCUGUCGGUCGAGACGCGGCAGGAGUUGUUGCGGAUCGAGGCCGCGUGGCACUGCGCCGUCUGCUCGGCCGUCAUCAAACUCAAGUGCAAAACGUUCAACGUGGUGUGGGGCGGAAAACCGGCGGUGCUGACCCUCGACUGGAACGUCGGCUUUGUUCUGGCCGACGCGGAAAGCGGCGCCGCCAGCUGGAAGUACAAGUUCUCGCAGCUCAAAGGCUCCUCGGACGACAACAAGUGCAGGCUCAAGUUGCACUUCCAGCUCACAGAAACCAGAAUCAUUGAAACACGAGAGAUGGAGUGCGCGACGCUGCAGUCGCUGCUGUUCUGCAUGCACGCGUUCCUGACGGCCAAGGUUGCGGCCGUCGACCCCGCCUUCCUCAGCUCGAAGGAGCCCUAGCCCGAGGGGGCCGCGGGGGCGCAGGAGCGGCCCGCCGCCCCCAGGGUCGCGCCCCGGGCCGUCGAGUGGGCGUGUUCGCCGCAGAGUUCCCCCUCCCGCCGCCCCACCUCGCUCGCCCUCCGCAGGACCACGGCCCCCACGACCCGGUAGUGCAGCCGCCGCCGCCC
Neocloeon triangulifer is the source of this 2278-nucleotide messenger RNA. RefSeq names its product gamma-2-syntrophin (gene Syn2). Bases 504 to 2111 code for a protein of 535 amino acids. Gene Ontology annotation, cellular component: dystrophin-associated glycoprotein complex; intracellular anatomical structure. The record is from RefSeq and is a predicted model, not a curated record. Lineage: Eukaryota; Metazoa; Arthropoda; Insecta; Ephemeroptera; Baetidae. Gene Ontology annotation, molecular function: protein binding; structural molecule activity. The transcript is spliced from 10 exons.